Coregonus sp. 'balchen' is the source of this 638-nucleotide messenger RNA. The record is from the annotation of a GenBank genome assembly. NCBI's taxonomy places the organism in Eukaryota, Metazoa, Chordata, Actinopteri, Salmoniformes, Salmonidae.
AUGUCCUCCUCCUCUCUUCUGUGCUGCCUGCUGGUGGUGUGUGUUCUGACUGUGGUCCAGAUCUAUGCAGCAGAGAAACGUAAGGUUCUCAAGGUCUUCAACCUCCGUGCCAGCGACCUGAACAGCGGCUUGUUCCAGACCCCUGAUGCCUACGUCAAGGUAAAUCUCUCCUCACCUGAGUCACCUGUCCACCAUGAUAGAUGAUGUACGGUGAUCUGUCUGGUGCAAAAUAGCCAGGUGCUAGUGCUAUACAUUAGUGGAGAUUAGAUGGUGAGUCCCCCUUCCCCCCUUUACUAUGAGCAUCUGGGGAGGGGGGGCUUUAUACAUCUAAUCUAUUAAUGAUGAGGAUGAUGAGGAUGUGUAUUAUCAUUAUUAUAAUUCAGGUGUUUAUGGGCUCCGGCUAUGGUGGGAAGACAGAGGUAAAGAACAACAACCAUGACCCCUGGUGGAAGGAGGACUUCAACUUCUUCAACGCCCGUGAGAACGACCCCCUGAGGCUGGAGGUGUACGACUCCGACGUGGUCUUCGACGACCUGCUGGGGACCUGUGAGCGCUCCAUCAAGAACGGAACUUGGCAGCAUCAAUGUUUCCUGAAGAAAGGAGGGUCCCUGUACUACUCCUACACCCUAGAGCCUCUA